Acromyrmex echinatior (Panamanian leafcutter ant) is the source of this 895-nucleotide messenger RNA. It is a transcript of the gene Mic26-27, whose product is annotated as MICOS complex subunit 26/27. Gene Ontology annotation, cellular component: MICOS complex. NCBI's taxonomy places the organism in Eukaryota, Metazoa, Arthropoda, Insecta, Hymenoptera, Formicidae. The record is from RefSeq and is a predicted model, not a curated record. Gene Ontology annotation, biological process: cristae formation.
UAUAAUAUAUACGUAUUAAUAUAUACGUAUGAGCUGUAAUAUACAGAUAUAAUUUAUAUAAGUUUUCACGAGAAAUCGAACACACAAUGUUUUUCAAGAAAAUCUUGAUGCCGUGCGGGUUAUGCGCGAUACCUGUAAUAAAAUCAACAAAUAUGUCGGAAGACAAAAUGUCACUCUGUAAUAAGGAGCCAAUCAAGAAAUUAAUUCGACCAUCCGAACUACCUAUUUAUUGCUUUGAAGAUUAUUCUAAACAGACCCCAUGUACAGAAUGUCGACCUUCAGCCCUGGAACAGAACAUAUCUAAAAUUCGCAAGUCAGUUCAAGCAAUUGUGUCUGAAUAUCAACAUUAUACUGAUGUUAUUUCAGAUACUAUCGACAUCGGUUUUGAACAUAGUAGUUCUCUUUUAGAUUAUCUACGUGAAGAAAGUAACACUAUGCCACGAAUGGGCGCCAUCGCUAUUGGUGGAAUAGCUGGAUUAGUGCUUGGACUUAGAGGACGCAAAUUCAAACGAAUAAUGUAUUCUAGCGCGGGUGCACUCUCUAUUGCAGCUAUCUGUUAUCCUAAAAACACGAAAGAAGGAUUCGAUAUGACUAAACAUUACAUGAACGUUGCCUACAAUUUUGUUUAUGGUGUCAAACCAGGUGACAAUCGACAGCUGCAAAUCACAAUGCCAGAAAUGCCGAAAAUGCCAACAUCUUUUUCGGAAUUUGUAGAUUCAACGGGCUACUGCUGUUGGUAGUUUUGCACAAAACGCAUAUGCCUCUUUAAGCAGUAACAAGGAGGAAAAUCAAUCGACAGCCAAAUUAGACACUAAGCAAGAUUAGGCGUUUUUCAACAAUAAUAGGACAACAUAGCAAAGAAUGUAUAAAAGUUUUAUUAACAUUUUGGAAAAAA